AUGUCAAGCUUGUUCAAGCUAUCGAUACAAGGUAUCAGGUCGUUCGAUAGUGAGAGGUCGGAAACCAUCCAAUUUGGAUUUCCGUUAACACUCAUUUGCGGGCAGAAUGGGUGUGGUAAAACUACGAUUAUCGAGUGUUUGAAGUAUGCAACUACUGGAGACUUACCGCCAAACUCUAAAGGAGGAGCAUUCGUUAUAGACACUGAGAUUGUCGGGCGAAACAACGUUACUGCUCAAGUAAAAUUAGCUUUUAAAGAUGUCAUGGGUAGAUCAAUGAUCACUACUAGAUCAAUGCAGCUAACAAAAAAAAAAUCCAAUGGUAAAGCGAGCUCUAAUACUUUCAAGACCCUUGAAGGGCAGUUGGCUAUCAUUGAAAAGGGCAACAAGCAAACACUUUCAACAAAGAAUGCCGAGUUAGAUGCAAGAAUCCCAAUCCACCUUGGUGCUUCGAGGGCAGUUUUAGAUUAUGUUAUAUUUUGUCAUCAAGACGACAACUUGUGGCCCUUGAGUGAAGCAUCUGUAUUGAAGAAGAGGUUCGACGAAAUAUUUGAAGCCUCCAAGUUUACUAAAGUUCUCGAUAAUUUAAAAACCAUCAAAAAGGACAUGACGAUUGAUAUAAAAUUAAUCGAACAAAGUGUUAACCAUUUGAAAAUUGAUAAAGAGAGAGCCAAGAAGAUCCAAGGUCGUUUGAAUGAGAUUGUAAACUUGCUGGAAAUUUUAAACAAUGAUGUAGCUGAUGUAAAGUUAAAGAUUGAAGAAAAGGACAAGGAAGCAGAGGUUUUGUUCCAAACGCAUCAAGAAUAUCAACAAACUUUAGCACAAUUUGAUCAGCUCAAUCAUUCUAGAAAGCUAAUUUGUCAACAGAUUGAACGGCUAGAGACCACAAUUGAUAUAUUAGAUGAUUCCUACGAAAAUUUGGUGAGUAAGAAGAUAAACUUCGAGAAUACAAUAAAAGAUAUGGAACAUAGCAUUGAGGAAUUGAAAAGAACGAAAUUUAAGCAUGAGAAUAACUGUAAUUCCUUGAUUCAAGAGUUCAAUGAGUUAAAUAGAUUAGAUGGUUCAUUGAAGUCAAAAGAAAAGGACUUCCAGCAAGAUCUAAUCAAUUUGGAAAGUACUAUUGUCGAAAACAAUGGGCUAUUCAAGUUUGACCAAAAAAUUAAUCGUGAUCAAGACAUUAAUGAGAAGCUCACUUUAUAUAAAAAUUUCAUGGAUCAUUCAACCUCUUAUGUACAGAGACUUCGGAAAGAAUCCACUGAUAUGAUCAAGAAAAAUAGGCAGUCUGAGAAAUUACUGCAAAACAAAUUGCAGAUUACGUUAGAUUCCUUUGCAAGAGAAAAUCAACGCAAAGCUUACUAUGAAGAAAGCAUUUCCAAGAGCCUUUCAAAGAUCUCCAAUUUUGAAAAGAGAUUGGAGAGUUUAAAAAGUCACGAAGAUGAGCUCGAUAGUAAGCAACUUGAACUCGAAUCUAAUACUCAAAAAUAUACAGAGACUAAAGAACUCAAUGAGCUUAGUAAAAUAAAUGAAAAGAUAAAUAAAGAUAAAGAAAGAUUGGGUGUCCUUGAGAAUGAUAUGGAAAUUCUAAAUAAAAAAAUUAAUUUGUCAAACAAGCAAUCCGAUACUAGAGCGAGGCUUUCAUUUUUGAAAGAUUCCCUGAAAGCCAAAAGAAGCUUUUUGGAGAAGCUAAUUGCAAGUAUCCAAAAAGACUUCGAGAAAUUUACUGGCCAAAAGUUCGCCGUAGAAAGCGGUAAGAGCAUCAUCGAUAAUAAUCUUGAAAAGACACAUGAUCAAGUAAAAGAUGUUAAAAGUGAAAGUGAGAUGAUUCGAAAGCAAUCCAGUGCACUUAAGACUACUAUCGAACUUGAUGAACUAAAUCUAAGAAAGACUGAAGAACACUUGGGACUGUCAGAAAUAGAGAUUGUCAAGAUGAUUUCAAUUAAUGAGAUUCCGUCCUUUGAACAAAUCUUACUGGAAGCCGAGGAUGAUUACAACACUACGUACGAGAAUUUAAAUACUGCUGAAGUCUCCAGACAGUUUAAAAUCAAAGCGAUUGAAGUUUCUGAACGUGAAAAACAUUGCCAAUUGUGUCAACGUCCAUUUGAUGAGCCUGGUUUAAAAGCCUUUAUUAACCUUUUAAAAAACAGCCUUGAAGAUGAAGUUACUAAAAAGUUCGAGAGUGAUUUUGAGAAUGCUAAAAAAGAUUUAGAAAGUUUAAGACUCAUUAGUAACGAUGUAUUAUCCUUCAGAAGUGCUUCAAAAGAUAAAAAAGAAUUAAUAAAAUCAAUGGAAGAAAAUAAGAAUAAGUUUGAGUCUGUGACCAAAAAGCUUGACGAAAUAGAAGGUACAUUUGAAGACCUCGAGUUAAAGAACCAAGUGCUAGCAUCUUUAAAAGGAAAAGUAGAAGAAAUAAGAAGAUAUUAUAAUGAAGUUAAUCAAAUUGGCGAGCAGAUUAAUAUUUUCAAUAAUGAGCUUGAAACUUAUGGAGCAUCUUCACAUUCCAUCUCGGAUUUGCAAGAAGAGCAACAGAAAAAGAAUAUUGAAAUUAAGACAUUGAGGCACUUAAUUGCCGAUAAUACUGAAGCAAAAUACGAAGUGCAGCGAGAUCUUUCUAGACUCGAGAACAAGAUCAAAGACUCUAAAUUGGCGAUCAGUCACUUAGAAAAAUCUUUAUCUGAAAGAAAGAGCGUGAUUGAAAAUAUUCUGGAGACUAAUGAAUCUCUUAUAGCUGUUAAACUUGAGAAAUCGAAUGUCGAAGAUACUUUAGCUAACUUGAAAGAACAGAAAAUGAAAGAAGAGAGUGAAUUAGAAACCCUCCUGAAUUUAAAUAAUAAGAAAGAAGGUGAAACCGCUGAUAAAUUGAAGGUAAUUGAAAGCUUAUUAUCAAACUACACUAGUGUUUUCAAUCGGAUAAUGCAGUUCAUUAAUCGUGAUAAGCCAAACAUCAUUCAAAAUGAUGAGAGAAUCGAAAAGAUUAAAAUUGAGAUCGAAGAAAGCAAGCUACAAGUCUCAAGCAUAGAGAAUGAUAUGAAGAAACUUGAGAAUGAUGUCGCUCAGUCUUCUAAACUAGAGCAUAAUAUUAUUGCAAAUAUUGAUUAUGAAGAUCUCAAGCUGGAAAAAAAUAAGAUUGAGCAACAAAUUUCAAAUUUACAAAUCGAUGACGCUACUUCAAAGCGUGAAGAAUAUCACACUUUAUCCAGUUCUAUAAGAGAAGAAUUAAUCCAACUCAACUCUGAAUAUUCGAGUAAAUCAGGUGAAAUUAAACAACUAAAAGAUCAGACUGAAUCCAUAAGGAAAGAACUAGAAUCUGAAUACAAGGAUGUUGACAAAUUUUACCAUGAAGAAUGGAUAAAGUUGCAAGCAAAUCUCUUAAUUUCUAACGAUAUCCAAACCUACUCAAAAGCAUUAGAUAAUGCAAUAAUGAAAUACCAUAGUUCAAAAAUGGAGAAUAUUAAUAAAACGUUGAAUGAAUUAUGGUCUCAGACCUAUAAAGGGACAGAUAUAGAUACGAUUGCAAUUAAGAGUGACGUAAAUAUUCAAGCAAAAGGGAAUAGAUCUUAUAAUUAUCGUGUCGUCAUGUACAAAUCAAAUGCUGAAUUAGACAUGAGAGGACGUUGCUCGGCGGGACAAAAAGUCUUGAGUAGCAUUUUGAUUCGACUCGCGCUAGCAGAAUGCUUUGGAAUAAAUUGUGGAAUGAUAGCUUUGGAUGAGCCGACUACUAACUUGGAUGAUGAUAAUGCCGAAUCUUUAGCUCAAGCGUUAAAUCAAAUUGUCUCGUUCAGAAAGAUUCAAAGAAAUUUUCAACUUAUUGUUAUUACUCAUGACGAGAAAUUUUUAAGUCAUAUUAAUGGAGAUCAAUUUGCAGAACACUUCUAUAGAGUCCAAAGAGAUGAAAAUCAAAGGUCAACCAUUUACCGCCUCCCGAUUAGCAAAAUAAGAGAAGGUUGA
Messenger RNA from Priceomyces carsonii, 3942 nucleotides. RefSeq names its product MRX complex DNA-binding subunit (gene RAD50). Gene Ontology annotation, cellular component: Mre11 complex; condensed nuclear chromosome; nucleus. Bases 1 to 3942 code for a protein of 1313 amino acids. Gene Ontology annotation, molecular function: single-stranded telomeric DNA binding; double-stranded telomeric DNA binding; G-quadruplex DNA binding. Lineage: Eukaryota; Fungi; Ascomycota; Pichiomycetes; Serinales; Debaryomycetaceae. Gene Ontology annotation, biological process: telomere maintenance via telomerase; chromosome organization involved in meiotic cell cycle; double-strand break repair. The record is from RefSeq and is a predicted model, not a curated record. The transcript has a single exon.